GGCUAGCAGUAUAUAAGAGGUGAGAUACCUACCCCAACUCAUAAAUUCGAUAGCUCAAUCUUAUUAAGUGAUCAUUACUUGUUAUUUACCGUUACUGCGUCUCUUGAUAUCGAUAUUUAAAUUCCUUUCAAAUAGACCUAUCUUCAAAUCGCCACGACGUUCAUGACUACAGCCAUAACUACGACCUGAACCGCAACCUGAACUCAAGAACAGCGGUCUCAUAUUCAAAAUUCAAGCUGGGAAAUAUCAUUUCUUUAUUAGUCGAUAAUUUUGGAAAUGGCUAAGAAUCAAGAAGAUCAUUGGUCUGCUUCGGCCUAUCAAAAUUCCGCUUCUUUUGUUCCAAAACUUGCGGGGAAAGUUCUGGGCUGGUUGGAUGUGCAGAGUGAUGAUGUGGUGCUGGAUGUUGGGUGUGGUGAUGGAAUUAUCCCCGUUCAAAUCGCACACACACUUUCCCAAGGAUCAGGAAGGAUUCAUGGAAUUGAUAGUUCGGAAGAUAUGAUUGCUGCUGCCAAAAAGGCUGCUAUAGCAGGGGGUGAAGAAAUCUCGGGAGUUUGUACAUUUCAAGUACUCGACGCAUCGUCUCCCCAAGAUCUCUCCACCCUCCCAUCCCAAACCUACACGAAGAUCUUCUCCAACGCUGCACUCCACUGGAUUCUCCGCCCGGAACCCAUCCGUGAACAGUUCUUCACGGAAGUCAAAAGACUUCUCAAACCUAACGGAAUCUUCGUCUUCGAAAUGGGAGGCAUGGGUAAUGUAGCCGAGAUGCGCACUGCAUUGUUGAGUGUUGUUGGACGUCGCUGUCAAGGGGGGUUAGAGAGGGCGAGACAGGCAGAUCCGUGGUUUUUUCCUGAUGAGGUGUGGAUGAGGAAUGUGCUUGCUUCGUCUUCCUCUCUUUCAGAUGUAGAUCAGGAAGGAGGAUGGAGCAUCGAGAAAUUGGAAAGAGAAUACAGGGCUACGCCAGCAGAUAAGGGGGGCAUAGAAGGCUGGGUGAAGUUAAUGGGCAAGCAGUUUUUCGAUGUUCUUGAGGAGGGGGAAGAGAGGAGAGAAGCGGAGAAAGAGGUUUGUGAGGUGUUGGAAAGUGUAUGUAGGAGUCCUGGAGGCGGCGAUUGGAUUGGGUAUGUGAGAUUGAGGGGAGUGGUUAGGAGGGUAUAGAUCUUGAGGCUUAGGGUUUAGAGCUUAGAACUCGGUGCUUGAAAUAUGGGGUUGAUUGAUCAUUUUGAUACGAGAGUGAAUGAUGGGGAAUGGAAUUGGGGAAUCGAUUAUCGUUUCUGCUGUAUUGCUUUCAUCUUGGUUUUUGCGGAAAAAUAAAUGGAUGUUCACAAGUCCCCCCCAAGAAGGAUCUUCUCUGAAACUAUAGAAUUACUUAACAAAUGUGAAUUUUGAAGCCCAUGAAUUUGUACAGUACUUAUUAGACCGGCAAUCUUUAUCA
This is a messenger RNA of Botrytis cinerea B05.10, 1429 nucleotides long. RefSeq lists its product as hypothetical. Lineage: Eukaryota; Fungi; Ascomycota; Leotiomycetes; Helotiales; Sclerotiniaceae. The transcript has 4 exons. Bases 277 to 1152 code for a protein of 291 amino acids. The record is from RefSeq and is a predicted model, not a curated record.